GCCAACCGCCCAUAAAUGCACAGAGGAGUUCCUGUUGUUGAAUGACUAAAGACUAUUGAGCCAAUGAUUUAUUUAAUACAAUGUUCGGUUAGCUUCGUUUCUGUCCGCAUUGGCUGAUGUGGAGAAGCGGAACCGCUGUCACCGUUUUUAUCGCUGUUGCUGCUUUUUACACCACUUUUCUCUACGAAGAAACAGAAACAGAAGACAGAAUGUCCUCCACGCUUCCCCGUCAUGUCAUCUGGGAGUCAGAGGGGCUGGUGGCCUACCUUCAUCCCCGGCCCUGGACUCCAGGCUCUGUUAUCCUGGAGCGCAGCAAUCCUGGCAGACCGGGAGGCAGCAUCUUCCACCUGGAGGAGCCCGAAUACUUAUCCUGGCUGCUGGGGGCGAGAACCAUCGCAGAGCUGCUGUGCGACAGGCUCGGGGUUCGGAGGUGUGCUCUGGUCGCCAGACCUCACAGAGACAGACCUGCCCAGAUCAGUGUCCUCCCUCUGCAUGGCCUGGAUGCAGAGUGGCGCCCUCACCUGGCAGGAGAUGAGGAGCACAAUGCCCACGAUCCAGGAUUCUGCACCUCCAAGACUGCUCCCCGAUGGAGUGACCCCAGCCUGACUGAAAUCCAAACCAAGAUUCGAGCCAAGCUCCCGGUCCCUGAUGCCCCACACAAUGUGACGUUCCUCGGGGACGAUCCAGCUCACCCUGGCCUGUUCUCACGCAUUGUUCGCGGGGAGGAGCAACAGUGGCGGGUGUGGGACGACGAGGGUCACGUGGCCUUUCUCACUCCUUUCCCAAACUCCCCCGGCUUUACUGUGCUGGUCCCACGCCGACCUUUGACCUCGGAUAUAUUCAGACUAGAAAAGAAGGAUUAUGAGGGGUUGGUGCUGGCGACCCGGAAGGUGUCGCGGCUUCUGGAGGAGGGGUUGAGUGCCUGGGGGGUUGGGCUUAUUUUUGAGGGUUUUGAGAUUGACUACGCUCAUGCCAAGUUGAUCCCGCUGCUCUCACCCUCAUCUUCAGGGGGAGGAGAUGACAAAACUAAACCACGACCUCCCCAGUUCCACCCCACUUACCCUGGAUAUGUGACCUCAGAAGACGGGCCUGAAGCCAGCCUGGACAGCCUGAAGGAGGUACACACCAAAAUUACUGUGUAAAACUGUUACUUAUAGUUUGAUUCCUACUCAUGUGCUAAACUCACUCAAGUGUUAACAUGAUCAGUAUAACAGUUUGAAUCCUUCUCAACCUUUAGGAAUUAACAAGGGGUGUCAGAAAUAACAGAAACACCUUGAAAAUGUCCUGAUGCAAACAGGAAGUCAUGGUUCAGGGGUGUUGAUUGGGCAGAAAAUGACAAAAAUAGCAUAUUCUCGCCAAUUAUGUAUAAUGAAAUUAUUUUGCUUUAUUAAUAGGCUGCAGGUGCAUCCAAGAUUGAGACAAUGUUUACAAAACUCACAUGAAAAUGUCCCCCCAAUUUAACAUUAAAUCACAUUCCUCUAAGACUA
This is a messenger RNA of Thunnus maccoyii (southern bluefin tuna), 1487 nucleotides long. RefSeq lists its product as uncharacterized. NCBI's taxonomy places the organism in Eukaryota, Metazoa, Chordata, Actinopteri, Scombriformes, Scombridae. Bases 117 to 1142 code for a protein of 341 amino acids. The transcript is spliced from 3 exons. The record is from RefSeq and is a predicted model, not a curated record. Gene Ontology annotation, molecular function: catalytic activity.